AAAAAGACAAAAACAAAAACCACCGAAGAAAUAUUUUCUCACCGGCUCUCUAUAUAAACAGAGAGACCUGCCCCCUUCGAGAAAACCAAACUUGUGUUCGAUUCUUGCCGUAGGAGACGGUGACCUGAGGCCCUUGAUUUGGUUGUUUGAUUGCUGAUGGCGUCGAAGAGGAUUUUGAAGGAGUUGAAGGACUUGCAGAAGGAUCCUCCAACAUCAUGCAGUGCAGGCCCUGUUGGUGAGGACAUGUUCCAUUGGCAAGCAACCAUCAUGGGUCCGACAGAUAGUCCCUUUUCUGGGGGCGUUUUUCUAGUGACAAUUCAUUUCCCACCAGAUUAUCCGUUCAAACCCCCCAAGGUCUCAUUCCGCACGAGGGUUUUCCAUCCAAACAUCAACAGUAACGGGAGCAUCUGCCUUGACAUUCUUAAAGAGCAAUGGAGCCCGGCCUUGACAAUCUCCAAGGUCUUGCUGUCUAUAUGCUCCCUCCUCACCGAUCCCAAUCCCGAUGAUCCUUUGGUCCCUGAGAUUGCUCACAUGUACAAGACUGACAGGGCCAAGUACGAAUCCACAGCGCGCUCCUGGACGCAGAAGUAUGCCAUGGGCUAAACAUGGAUCAGUAUUAUAUGCUUAUGCUGAAAUCAGCUUGCUAAAGCAGUGAAUAAUGUUGACACUUCGUUUCUAAGCUUAUCAGUGAUUCAAUUGAGUCUUCUUUUUCUAGUUAAUGUGAAAUGUAUUGCUGUGUGGCGCGUUAUUAUAUAAUAUAUAUCUUAUAUUGUGUGCCGGUGCUGGUGGUGUUAUUGUUA
Asparagus officinalis (garden asparagus) is the source of this 800-nucleotide messenger RNA. RefSeq names its product ubiquitin-conjugating enzyme E2 28-like. Gene Ontology annotation, cellular component: nucleus. Gene Ontology annotation, molecular function: ubiquitin conjugating enzyme activity. The record is from RefSeq and is a predicted model, not a curated record. Bases 157 to 603 code for a protein of 148 amino acids. Gene Ontology annotation, biological process: protein polyubiquitination. The transcript has 5 exons. NCBI's taxonomy places the organism in Eukaryota, Viridiplantae, Streptophyta, Magnoliopsida, Asparagales, Asparagaceae.